Ostertagia ostertagi is the source of this 471-nucleotide messenger RNA. NCBI's taxonomy places the organism in Eukaryota, Metazoa, Nematoda, Chromadorea, Rhabditida, Trichostrongylidae. The record is from the annotation of a GenBank genome assembly.
AUGUCGAUCUCGAGGCGACGAGAGGCGAGGAGCAGCGAUAUCCGACCGCUCGCCUCAACGCUGGACGUGGGAAGCUCUCGACCACCCAUCGGUGCUCCCGGAAUCCGACCGACGUACAAGGAUUUGCAUCCAAACGAAACGGAAGCUGAAAUUGUACCGUGUGACUUGAACGGAAGGAAUGCUCAGAACCGAUUGGGAGAGCGGGAACGAACUGUUCCGUCUGCUUACAACGACCAGAAUGCUUACACGAGACUCAUCAAACGCAACAUCAAAGCCGCAACUCUUCAAAAUCAUUCGAAACCGAUUGCUGUGGCCGACUUCGAUUUACCCGAGCGUGGACUGAUUGUUUUCGGUCUUGAAGACGGUAACGAAGAAGAUCAAGACAAUGAGAAUGCUGCUCACCUCGUCUCCCACGAUCGAACGACAAAAACCUGUUUCACAACAAAUAAGAAUGGUUCGGUGACGACCUAA